ACUGUGGUGGAGAGUCAUGUAGUGAGCUGACAUAUACUGUGGUGGAGUCAUGUAGUCACCUGACCUGUGAUCGACCGGAAUUGCCUCACUGCUUAUACAAACCGACAUGUACCAUGCACUAGUUGUAUGACAAGGGGGCGCAUAGCGCUUGAAACGCGUUACUUGUUCCUUCCUUGUCCUAUGGAUUAAACUUGAUUUUACCUGCAUUGAGCUGGAUCCGUCCUUCCUUGUUUUUUCACUCUAGUGGUAGCAUGAGACGGAGUCUACAACCCACACAAGUGGCUCAGGUAGUGCAGCUCAUCCAGGAUGGCACAUCAAUGCGAGCUGUGGCAAGAAGGUUUGCUGUGUCUGUCAGCGUAGUGUCCAGAGCAUGGAGGCGCUACCAGGAGACAGGCCAGUACAUCAGGAGACGUGGAGGGGGCCGUAGGAGGGCAACAACCCAGCAGCAGGACCGCUACCUCCACCUUUGUGCAAGGAGGAGCAGAGGGAGCACUGCCAGAGCCCUGCAAAAUGACCUCCAGCAGGACACAAAUGUGCAGGUGUCCACUCAAACGGUCAGAAACAGGCUCCAUGAGGGAGGUAUGAGGGCCCGACGUCCACAGGUGGGGGUUGUGCUUACAGCCCAACACCGUGCAGGACGUUUGGCAUUUGCCAGAGAACAUCAAGAUUGUCAAAUUCGCCACUGACACCCUUUGCUCUUCACAGAUGAAAGCAGGUUCACACUAAGCACAUGUGACAGACGUGACAGAGUCUGGAGACGCUGUGGAGAAUGUUCUGCUGCCUGCAACAUCCUCCAGCAUGACCGGUUUGGCGGUGGGUCAGUACUGGUGUGGGGUGGCAUUUCUUUGGGGGGGCCGCACAGCCCUCCAUGUGCUUGCCAGAGGUAGCCUGACUGCCAUUAGGUACCUAGAUGAGAUCCUCAGACCCCUUGUGACACCAUAUGCUGGUGCGGUUGGCCCCAAGUUCCUCCUAAUACAAGACAAUGCUAGACCUCAUGUGGCUGGAGUGUGUCAGCAGUUCCUGCAAGAGGAAGGCAUUGAUGCUAUGGACUGGCCGCCCGUUCCCCUGAAUCCGAUUGAGCACAUCUGGGACGUCUCGCUCCAUCCACCACAGACUGUCCAGGAGUUGGCGGAUGCUUUAGUCCAGGUCUGGGAGGACAUCCCUCAGGAGACCAUCCUCCACCUCAUCAGGAGCAUGCCCAGGCAUUGUAGGGAGGUCAUACGGGCAUGUGGAGGCCACACACACUACUGAGCCUCAUUGGGACUUGUAUUAAGGACAUUACAUAAAGUUGGAUCAGCCUGUAGUGGGGUUUUCCACUGUGAUUUUGAGGGUGACUCCAUAUCCAGACCUCCAGGGGGUGAGGAUUUCCAUUGAUAAUUUUUGUGUGAUUUUGUUGUCAGCGCAUUCAACUAUGUAAAGAGGAAAGUAUUUCAUACGAUUAGUUCAUUCAUUCAGACCUAGGAUGUGUUACCUUAUUGUCCCCUUUAGUUUUUGAGCAGUGUAUUUGGUUAAAAUAAUGUAUACUAGCAGAAAGCUGUCCGAAUAUAGUCACUGGGUGACUACAUUCAGGCCAUUGAGAAUCAGGCCACAUAGAGAGUCUCUGCUGUGCUAGUGGCGCCCCCUUCUGCUCAAAAGGAAUAGGAGGUGAAUCCUGCUCCUCUCAAAUGUAAGGGAGACCCAUUUUCCCUACAUGUCAGGUGGCCAGGAGAUUGGGAAAUUAUUCGGCAGAUAUAAAAAGUUUAUGGUUCUUAGAAUGUGAAGAGAGAACACAAAGGCCAAAUAUUAAAAUUUGGUGGCGUUGGAAAGGUGUUAAAGUUCUUUAUCUAAUAAUAAAACAAAACAGCAGAAACACUGAGAGGUAUACACGUGUUCUUCCAUAUGUGAUUCUGCUCAGUCCUUAUUGUUUCCCUCAGGUCCAGGACUCUCAGAGCUGAAGUUUUCCUAUGAAGUACAAUGGUCCUUAUCACCAAUGACCGACCAAGGAUGGACGAUGCCAGAAACCACAUGUCUGGGAGGAUAUUAGACCUCACCUUGGAGAUAAUCUACUGGAUAACUGGAGAGGAUUACACAGUAGUGAAGAAGUCGUCUGGUGAGUGUGUGACCCCCCGUGUGUCAGGAGGGCGGGGCAGGAGCCAGAGCCCCACCCCCGAGGAGCCUCCACCUCAUUCACUGAUACAUGAGCAGAAGAUCCUAGAACUUACCUCCAGGAUCACUGAGCUGCUGACUGGAGAGGUUCCUAUAAGGUGUCAGGAUGUCGCUGUCUAUUUCUCCAUGGAGGAGUGGGAGUAUUUAGAAGGACACAAGGAUCUGUACGCAGACAUAGUCAUGAUGGAGGAUCAGCAGCCCCUCACAUCACCACUGGAUGGAUCCAGUCAGAGAAAUCCCCCAGAGAGAUGUCCCCGUCCUCUAUAUUCCCAGGAUUGUAAAGAGGAAGAGCAGAAUGUCCCUGUGGAUCAUCAGGGAAGUGAUGGAGGAUCGGUGAGUGAACUUGAGAAACCCGAAUCAAUGUCAAUGGAUGGUGAAGCCUGGAUGAGCGGCUGCCCUGGACAUCUUUUAUCUUUCUAUUAUGAAGAAAAGGAUAACAAUAUGACGCAAGCUAAUACAAUAAUUCCUACUGUACCCAUAGUCCUUCAGAGCAGCGAUCUAUCCACCGAUACCACUGGUCACCAGAAUCCUUCCUUUGAUCAAUCACUAAAUGGCGAUCAAAGACCAGAGAAAAUACUUCUAUAUGGGAAAAAUCCUAAAAAGAAAACGAAUCUUUCUUUGCAUGACAGAGUUCAGAAAAACGAAGGACCGUUUAUAUGUUCAGAAUGUGGAAAAUCUUUUCCCACCGAAUUUAGUCUGGAGAGGCAUCAGAGAACUCACACAGGGGAGAAGCCAUUUUCAUGUUCCGAAUGUGGGAAAUGUUUCAGUCAGAAAUCAAAUCUUGUAACGCAUCAAAGAAGUCACACAGGGGAGAAGCCGUUUUCGUGUCCCGAAUGUAAGAAAUGUUUCAGCAAGAAAUUUGGGCUUGUUGAACAUCAGAAAACACAUACAGGAGAGAAGCCCUUUUCAUGUCCUUUAUGCGGGAACUUUUUCAGUAAGAAAGCAAAUCUUGUAGAACAUCUGAGACGACACAGAGGGGAGAAGCCGUUUUCAUGUUCAGAAUGUGGGAAAUGUUUUACCUAUAAAUCUGCAUAUUUUCAACAUCAGAGAACUCACACGGGGGAGAAGCCUUUUUCAUGCUCGGAAUGUGGGAAACAUUUUUACAAGAAAUCAUAUCUUAAGAUCCACCUAAGAAGUCACACAGGGGAGAAGCCGUUUUCAUGUACUGAAUGUAGUAAGUCUUUUAGCCAUAGAUCAAAUCUGGUGAAGCAUUUAAGAACUCACACAGAGCCAUAUUCAUGCUCCGAAUGCAGAAGAUGUUUUACCUAUAAAUCCAUUCUUGUUCAUCAUAUAAGAACUCACACAGGAAAGAAACCAUAUUCAUGUUCAGAAUGUGGGAAAUGUUUUAGCCAGAAAUCAUCCUUGCCUUUUAUGAGGCAUAAGUAUGAUCUAGUAGAGACAGCCCUGGUAGAGACAGCCCUGGUAGAGACAAUCCUGGUAGAGACAGCCCUGGUAGAGACAGCCCUGAUAGAGACAGAGACAGCCCUGGUAGAGACAAUCCAGGUAGAGACAGCCCUGGUAGAGACAAUCCUGGUAGAGACAAUCCUGGUAGAGACAGCCCUGGUAGAGACAAUCCUGGUAGAGACAAUCCUGGUAAAGACAGCCCUGGUAGAGACAGCCCUGGUAGAGACAGAGACAGCCCUGGUAGAGACAGCCCUGGUAGAGACAAUCCUGGUAGAGACAGCCCUGAGAGACAGCCCUGGUAGAGACAAUCCUGGUAGAAAGACAGCCCUGGUAGAGACAAUCCUGGUAGAGACAGCCCUGGUAGAGACAGCCCUGAUAGAAACAAUCCUGGUAGAGGAAGCCCUGAUAGAGACAAUCCUGGUAGAGACAGCCCUGGUAGAGACAAUCCUGGUAGAGACAGCCCUGGUAGAGACAAUCCUGGUAGAGACAGCCCUGGUAGAGACAAUCCUGGUAGAGACAGCCCUAGUAGAGACAAUUCUGGUAGAGACAAUCCUGGUAGAGACAACCCUGGUAGAGACAGCCCUGGUAGAGACAGCCCUGGUAGAGACAAUCCUGGUAGAGGCAAUCCUGGGUAGAGACAGCCCUGGUAGAGACAGCCCUGGUAGAGACAGCCCUGGUAGAGACAAUCCUGGUAGAGACAGCCCUGGUAGAGACAGCCCUGGUAGAGACAAUCCUGGUAGAGACAGCCCUGGUAGAGACAGCCCUGGUAGGGACAUCCCUGGUAGAGACAGCCCUGGUAGAGUCAAUCCUUGUAGAGACAGCCCUGGUAGAGACAAUUCUGAGGAAGCCCUGAUAGAGACAAUCCUGGUAGAGACAGCCCUGGUAGAGACAAUCCUGGUAGAGACAGCCCUGGUAGAGACAAUCCUGGUAGAGACAGCCCUGGUAGAGACAGCCCUGGUAGAGACAAUCCUGGUAGAGACAAUCCUGGUAGAGACAAUCCUGGUAGAGACAACCCUGGUAGAGACAGCCCUGGUAAAGACAGCCCUGGUAGAGACAGCCCUGGUAGAGACAAUCCUGGUAGAGACAAUCCUGGUAGAGACAACCCUGGUAGAGACAGCCCUGGUAGAGACAGCCCUGGUAGAGACAAUCCUGGUAGAGGCAAUCCUGGGUAGAGACAGCCCUGGUAGAGACAGCCCUGAUAGAGCCAGCCCCGGUAGAGACAAUCCUGGUAGAGACAGCUCUGGUAGAGACAGCCCUGGUAGAGACAAUCCUGGUAGAGACAGCCCUGGUAAAGACAGCCCUGGUAGAGACAAUCCUGGUAGGGACAGCCCUGGUAGAGACAGCCCUGGUAGAGUCAAUCCUUGUAGAGACAGCCCUGGUAGAGACAGCCCUGGUAGAGGCAAUCCUGGUAGAGACAGCCCUGGUAGAGACAGCCCUGGUAGAAUGGCCUGGACCCGCUGCCGAAUCACAAGGAGCAUCUCAGAUAUAGUGCGGGAAAACUACGGCUCGGGCCUCCGGAGACCACAGACUACACAAAACCUGGCCAGGUACCUGACUCAGGUCAUGGAAUCUCAUAAUGCCACAUGGCAAGAUGGGGAAAACCUUUGCAGGUUAAAAAUGCCACCCACCAUGUUCUCUCAAUUUAUAACUGUCACUCAUGCAGCUAGACCCAAUGAACCCAGGGGAGAGGACUCCAGACAGACGUUUACUAACUCUCUUAAAACCUUUUGCACGCAAAGACAGAGAGAGAGGGGGACGAUAGCAGUGGGCACUCAAACCCCGACCCAGACUGUAUCUGACUAUUACCUUGGUCUAGAGCAACAUUACAUAGACGAAGGAUUAGACAUGGACAGUGACGUAAUACAGAGACUGUUUGUAGUUGCUUUUGUGGACGGUUUAAGACCCCAGAGAAGGGAACAACUGAAAGCCCAGGGGAUAGGACCUGACCUACAGGGAGCCCCUAAAAAGACUACAAUAGCAUAUGUCUCUGAAAAAUCCCAAGAUCCGGACAGCAUUGAAGGAACCCACACACUACUGCCUGGAGACUACGUGUAUGUAAAGAAACAUACCAAGAAGUCCCUCGAGCCCCGAUUUGAAGGACCAUAUCAAGUUCUCUUGACUACAGCAACAUCAGUCAAGCUGCAAGGAAAAGCCAGCUGGAUUCAUGCAUCACACUGCAAAAGGACGAUUGACAUCACACCUGAAACACUCUUCCUGGUGAGGAUGCCGGUCCAUUCCUCAGGGGACGGAGCCAAUUUAAGAAGACUUGGUUCCCUCAGACAACUCGCGGUCUGGGAUAGCCAGUUAUCAGUCAGGUUUCUUAGAUCCGAGACUCUUUCAAGUUUCCUUCUGAGAAGCAUGGUUCUUUUCAUCAAUGACCGACCAAGGAUGGACGAUGCCAGAAACCACAUGUCUGGGAGGAUAUUAGACCUCACCCUGGAGAUAAUCUACUGGAUAACUGGAGAGGAUUACACAGUAGUGAAGAAGUCGUCUGGUGAGUGUGUGACCCCCCAUGUGUCAGGAGGGCGGGGCAGGAGCCAGAGCCCCGCCCCCGAGGAGCCUCCACCCCAUUCACUGAUACAUGAGCAGAAGAUCCUAGAACUUACCUCCAGGAUCACUGAGCUGCUGACUGGAGAGGUUCCUAUAAGGUGUCAGGAUGUCGCUGUCUAUUUCUCCAUGGAGGAGUGGGAGUAUUUAGAAGGACACAAGGAACUAGAAGACACAUUAGUCAUGCUGGACCUCAUCCUGGAGAUAAUCAACCUGAUAACUGGAGAGGAUUACACAGUAGUGAAGAAGUCGUCUGGUGAGUGUGUGACCCCCCGUGUGUCAGGAGGGCGGGGCAGGAGCCAGAGCCCCGCCCCCGAGGAGCCUCCACCUCAUUCACUGAUACAUGAGCAGAAGAUCCUAGAACUUACCUCCAGGAUCACUGAGCUGCUGACUGGAGAGGUUCCUAUAAGGUGUCAGGAUGUCGCUGUCUAUUUCUCCAUGGAGGAGUGGGAGUAUUUAGGAGGACACAAGGAUCUGUACGCAGACAUAGUCAUGAUGGAGGAUCAGCAGCCCCUCACAUCACCACUGGAUGGAUCCAGUCAGAGAAAUCCCCCAGAGAGAUGUCCCCGUCCUCUAUAUUCCCAGGAUUGUAAAGAGGAAGAGCAGAAUGUCCCCGUGGAUCAUCAGGAAAUUGAUGGUGAAACUAAAAGUGGAUUGGAAAAUUCUGUGUCCCUGUCAGCGGAUGGUGCAGACUUGAUGAGCGCCUCCCAUGGACAUGUCCUUAUAUCUCCGUAUGAAGGACACAAUGACGAUACCACACAAGCUAAUUCAGUAACGCCUAAUGGGUCUUUAGUCCCUCCCAGCGGCGAUCUAUCCACCGCUAAUAACAAGAAAUCUUCAUCUAAUUCAUCACGGAUCGGCAAACAAAAAACAGCGAAACAUUGUAAAAAGAAAUGUAAUCUCCCUUUGCCCGAAGGACCGUUUAUAUGUUCACAAUGUGGGAAAUCUUUCCCCAUUGAAUUCAAUCUUAAGCGACAUCUGAAAACUCACACGGGGGAGAAGCCGUUCUCAUGUGCACAAUGUGGGAGAUGUUUUAGCCGAGCGGCGGGUCUUGCCGAACACCAGAGAACUCACACGGGGGAGAAGCCAUUUUCAUGUCCCGUUUGUGGGAAGUUUAUCAGUCACAAAUCGGGUCUUAAAGAGCAUCUAAGAACGCACACGGGGGAGAAGCCGUUCUCAUGUUCAGACUGUGGGAAAUCUUUUACCCAUAAAUCGGCGUUUGCCCGUCAUAUGAGAAUCCACACGGGGGAGAAGCCGUUUUCCUGCUCGGAAUGCGGGAAGAAUUUUAACAAGAAGGCCUGUCUCAUGGACCAUCUGAGAAGCCACACGGGGGAGAAGCCGUUUUCGUGUUCGGACUGUGGAAAGUGUUUCAGCGUGAAAUCCAACCUCAUGAAGCAUCUGAGAAUUCACACGGGAGAGAAGCCCUAUUCCUGCUCGGAAUGCGGGAGUUGUUUCACCUAUAAGUCGGCUUACGAUUCCCACAUGAGAACUCACACGAAGGAGAAGCCAUACUCGUGUUCGGAAUGCGGGAGAUGUUUUAGCCAGACGUCGACUCUCGCUAAACAUCAAAUCACUCACUCGGGGGAGAAGCCGUUUUCGUGCUCUCAAUGUGGGACGUGCUUCACCCAGAGGUCGAGUCUUGUGAAACACCAAAAAAGUCACUCCAGGGAGAAGACAUAUACAGUAGUGAAGAAGUCGUCUGGUGAGUGUGUGACCCCCCGUGUGUCAGAAGGGCGGGGCAGGAGCCAGAGCCCCACCCCCGAGGAGCCUCCACCUCAUUCACUGAUACAUGAGCAGAAGAUCCUAGAACUUACCUCCAGGAUCACUGAGCUGCUGACUGGAGAGGUUCCUAUAAGGUGUCAGGAUGUCGCUGUCUAUUUCUCCAUGGAGGAGUGGGAGUAUUUAGAAGGACACAAGGAUCUGUACGCAGACAUAGUCAUGAUGGAGGAUCAGCAGCCCCUCACAUCACCACUGGAUGGAUCCAGUCAGAGAAAUCCCCCAGAGAGAUGUCCCCGUCCUCUAUAUUCCCAGGAUUGUAAAGAGGAAGAGCAGAAUGUCCCUGUGGAUCAUCAGGAAAGUGAUGGCGAAACAACGAGAGGACCCCAAAACCCCAAAUCGGUGUCAGUGAAUGAAGUCAUGGAUUAUAAAAUCAUGGCUUUGUCCAAGCUGAAGCACAGACAUAGACAAAGUCCUGUAGGUGGAGACCCCCAUGGACAUCUUUUUUCUCCCUACUAUGAAAUAAUGCAUAACAAUACAGCUCAAACUAAUGUACCCUUGGACAUUCACAGCAGCGAUCUAUCCCCUGAUACCGCUGGUCACCAGGAACCUUCCUUAAGUCAAUCACUGAUUGGCCAACUAAUACCUGAAAAUAUGUUAACAAAUGGGGAACAUUCCAGAAAAAAAUCUUCUCUUUCAUUGCAUGAGAGAAUUAACACAGAUGAAAGUUCAUUUUCAUGUUCAGAAUGUGGGAGAACUUUUUCCCAGGAAUUUAAUCUUGAGAGACAUCUGAAAACUCACACGGAGGCAGAGCAGUUUUCGUGUCCUGAAUGCGGGAAAUGUUAUCGCAAGAAAUCAGUUCUUGUUGAACAUAGGAAAAUUCACACAGGCGAGAAGCCAUUUUUAUGUCCUGUGUGUGGGAAAUAUUUUAGUCAGAAAUCAAGUCUCAUGGAACAUCUAAGAAGUCACACAGGGGAAAAGCCGUUUUCAUGUUCUGAAUGUGGGAAAUGUUUUACCUAUAAAUCUGCUUUUAUUCAUCAUUUGAGAAUUCACACAGGCGAGAAGCCAUUUUCAUGUUCAGAGUGUGGGAAACAUUUUAACAAGAAAUCGAGUCUUGUGGAUCACCUGAGAAGUCACACAGGGGAGAAGCCGUUUCCGUGUUCAGAAUGUGGAAAAAGUUUUAGCCAGAAAUCAAAUCUUGUGAAGCAUAUGAGAAUUCACACUGGGGAGAAGCCGUAUUCCUGCUCAGAAUGUGGAAGCUGUUUUACCUAUAAAUCUGCUUUUGUUUAUCAUCUGAGAACUCACACAGGGGAGAAGCCAUUCUCAUGCACAGAAUGUGGAAGAUGUUUCACGUAUAAAUCUGUUCUUGUUCAUCAUUUGAGAACUCAUACAAAAGACAAACCAUAUUCAUGUUCAGAAUGUGGGAAAGGUUUUAGCCAGAAAUCAAGUCUUGUUAAACAUCAAAGAACUCAUUUAGGAAAAUAGCCAUUAUAAAGUUCAGACUGGAGGAAAUGUGGCAGGUGUGGAGCUUCAUUGUGGGACCUGUUGCCUAUGGCUGGGUUCACACAUGGUGAUUAAAAUAGGCCUCAAUGCAAGUCUAUGGGAGGGGGCGUGAUGGCCGGGUGCAGUAGGGAGAUCACGGGGGUCCCCAGUGGCCGAACAGACAUCUUAUUCCCUUUCCUUUUGGAUAGAGGCUAAGAUUUCUAGGGGC
This is a messenger RNA of Hyla sarda, 9523 nucleotides long. RefSeq lists its product as uncharacterized. The record is from RefSeq and is a predicted model, not a curated record. Lineage: Eukaryota; Metazoa; Chordata; Amphibia; Anura; Hylidae. Gene Ontology annotation, biological process: regulation of immune system process; regulation of cytokine production; negative regulation of transcription by RNA polymerase II.